UCAGGGUCUAGGGAUUAUGUAGGCCCAAAUAAGCCUAAAAAUGGUAUGGGCCUAGCCCAACCACCAAUAUAACCCAAUCCAAAACUUCUUCAAUUUCAGGAAGGGCUCAGGCUUCAGCUGAGAGCCACUGCAGAAAAAACCAUGUCACUCUCUUCAGCUCUAAACCCCCAAACCUCCAAGCUCUUCUCUCUCCUCCCCACCCCAUCUCUCUCUUUCACACCCCACAAGCUCUCGCCACCCACCACCCUGAAAUUCUCAUCCAAACUCCACACCCUCUCACCCUCCUUCAACUCCUCUCACUCCACCUUGGAAGAAGACCACGUCAUCGGCGACUGCGUCGUCUUCGAAGAGGGCGUGUUCGACGACCCGUAUCUUCAAAACGACACCGAAAUCGAACACUUCAACCCGGAAAAGCCGAGGCCCAGAAAACGCGUUGAAAUUGAGACCGAGAAUUUGGUGCCGGAGAAAUGGAAGGAGGUGCAGGCCACAGUGAACAUAACAAAGAAAGAGAGGAGGAAGAUUGCGCAGGAGUUGGAGUUCGGUUCGAGGGUCGAGAAGAACAAGAGGGGGUUGGAGCCCAUAAGGAAUUUGAAUUUGGAGGAGUACAAGGCGUAUAGAGAGGCCAAGUUGAACCAGCUGAAGCCACUGGUUUUGGAUAGGCCUGGGAAGUUUAAGGAGGAGGAUGAAGAGUGUGAAGGUGGUGAUGGGUUUGUGAGUGACAGAGUGGCGCCUAAGAAUCCCAGGUGGGCUGUUUAUGGGAAGGGUUUGGAGGAUGUUACUGAGUUUUUUAACAGUGGGCAUUAUGAGCCUGGUGUGAAGAAAUCUGAAGGACCCCGGCCUUUGUUUACGAAAGAGGAAAAGCUGAUGCUGAAUAGGCGAAAACCUGAUAUAGCUGCUGCCACUUCUAGUAAAUGGCUUCCCCUUCACACUCUUGCCGCAUCAGGAGAAUAUUACCUUAUGGACGCUUUAUUGAAACAUGAAGCUGAUAUCAAUGCUGUGGAUAAGUUCAAUGUUUUUCAGGAUGAUUGGACUGUUCUUCACAAAGCAAUUAUUGGUAAAAACCAGGCCAUUACAAACUAUCUUCUCAGAGAAUCGGCUAAUCCAUUUGUUCGUGAUAAAGAUGGCGCUACCUUGAUGCAUUAUGCUGUCCGGACAGCUUCAAGUCAAGCAAUUAAGAUUCUUCUGUUAUACAACGUUGAUAUAAACCUUCAGGACAAUGAUGGGUGGACGCCCUUACAUCUAGCUGUUCAAGGCCGAAGAACAGAUGUAGUGAGGCUUUUGUUGAUUAAAGGCGCGGAUAAGACAUUGAAAAACAAGGAUGGAUUGACCCCUCUUGAGCUUUGCCUCUAUUCUGGCCGAGACACGAGGACUUACGAGCUGAUUAAGCUAUUGAAGCUUCUUCCCAAAACCCGUUAAUGGGUUAAAUGUUCUGGUGACAAACCCCACCUCUACAGUGUUUCAGCUACCAAAGUGGUUUUGGGGGGCACAAGCUAUGGUUUGAUCUUCAAUAGCUUUUAGUUGAAAGUCUCAGCGGAUGCAGGUACAACUGCAAAUCAAAUUGAGGGGAUCCCCAAUAUCAAAGUCAAGUCAAUGACUUUGUUACUUGUAAUUCUUUGUAAUUAUGAAAUCAUUUGACUUGAGAAUUGCAAUUAUUUACCUUUUU
Molecule: messenger RNA, 1663 nt
Organism: Rosa chinensis
Lineage: Eukaryota; Viridiplantae; Streptophyta; Magnoliopsida; Rosales; Rosaceae
Product: ankyrin repeat domain-containing protein, chloroplastic
Exons: 7
Coding region: 142-1416 (424 amino acids)
Biological process (GO): protein targeting to chloroplast
Cellular component (GO): chloroplast outer membrane
Molecular function (GO): protein binding; chloroplast targeting sequence receptor activity
Source: RefSeq, a predicted model, not a curated record